AUUGUCUCAGAAUCUGGUUCCUAUGGACCAACGAUCCUUAUCUGGCGGCUGCAUUGUUUGGGGAAUACUGGGCUCCCCAGAUCCGGAGGCCUUAGGAUCAGGGCCGAGUCACCUUGGGGUCAUUGUCGCCUCCUCCCGGGACUAGCCACUGUCGGUGCCAGAGAGUUUCCACUUUCCCCAUCCGGGCGUCCCUCGGCCCAGGUCUCCCGCCCUCUCACUGGCUAAUCUCUGGCUGGUUCACGAGGGAUCUCCUCCGUUCUCGGUGUGCUUGGCCGGGCUCCAGCAUUCGCUGAUGGGAAGUUAACUUUCUAGCCCAAGCCCUGCUCGUGUGGCAUCUGCCACCCUCGGCUGGCUCGGCAGCCGGAGCUGGGGAGAGAAAUCAAGGCAGGGCAGCAGCAUGGGAAGGUCCUUGGCCAGCCCUGCUCCCCUCGGCUGGUCCAAUAAGGAAGGGGUGUGGUAGGGUAUUUAAACAUCGUUGCAUAGCCGGGAUGAAAGGUAUUUGUUGCUCAGCCUCCCUGGCCCGCUGAGGAACUCCCCGAGGGAUUAGCCGGGAGCAGACCUUGGCAGGGGACGGGCCGGCCUCCACAUGGGGGAGAACCGCAAGGGAGCCCACUGGGCCCUGCUGAACCCGGGAGAAGACAACGAGCUGGAGGUGUUUGGCUACCAGACCCAGACCCGGCGGAAAGUCCUUUGCCUGCUGGGCUCCAUCCUGUCCCUGGGUCUCCUGAGCCUCCUUUUCUACUGGCGCCCGCAGUGGAAUGUGUGGGCACACUGUGUGCCCUGUCCCUUGCAAGAAGCCGACGUGGUGCUGCUUCGGACGACGGAUGAAUUUCAGAAAUACACGAGGAAGAAAGUGAUCUGCCUGUACUUGUCUGUUCUGAAGAACCCCAUAAACCCCAAGUCGGGAGAGACGAUUGUUGCGGAUGGCCAUUCGGUCAUAAACAGAGCCGUGCUAAAGCCAGAGCUGAAAGUGCGGUAUAUCCAGGUGCAGAAAAUCAGGUAUAUUUGGGACAAUGUGGAAGAACAAUUCCAAAAAGUUGGACUUCUGGAGGACAGUAACUCCUGCUCCGACAUCCAUCGCACAUUUGGAUCUGGACUGAGUAAGGAAGAACAAGAGAUCAGGAGAUUCAUUUGUGGACCUAAUGCCAUCGAAGUUGAAAUUCAACCUAUUUGGAAGCUACUCAUUAAACAGGUUCUGAACCCGUUUUAUGUGUUCCAAGCAUUUACUCUGACUCUGUGGCUGUCUCAAGGCUAUAUCGAAUAUUCCGUAGCCAUCAUCAUUCUGACCCUCAUCUCCAUUGUCUUAAGCGUCUACGAUCUCCGGCAGCAAUCGGUCAAUCUGCACAACCUCGUGGAGGACCACAACAAGAUCCAGGCCACGAUCCACACCAAGGAGGAGGGUCUGCAGGAACUCGAGUCCCGUCUCUUGGUACCCGGAGAUAUCCUCGUUCUGCAGGGCAAGUUUUCCUUACCGUGUGACGCUGUCUUGAUUGAUGGAAGCUGCAUCGUCAACGAGGGGAUGCUGACAGGGGAGAGCAUCCCAGUCACCAAGACACCAUUGCCCCGGGUGGAGAGCACCCUGCCUUGGAAGUCGCACAGCCUGGAGGAUUACCGGCGCCACGUCCUCUUCUGCGGGACUGAAGUCAUCCAGACCAAGCAGGCAGGCCCGGGCCCCGUCCGGGCAGUUGUCCUCCAAACAGGUUUCAACACUGCCAAAGGUGACUUGGUGAGAUCCAUCCUCUACCCGAGACCCCUCAAUUUCAAACUCUAUAAUGACGCCUUCAAGUUCAUCGUCUUUCUCGCUUUUCUGGGCGUUGUAGGCUUCUUCUACUCCUUUGGUGUCUACAUGUACCAUGGGACUUCCGCCAGAGACACCGUGACGAUGUCAUUGCUCCUUCUCACUGUCUCGGUUCCUCCCGUGUUGCCAGCGGCCUUGACCACAGGGAUUUUUUAUGCUCAGAAGAGGCUGAAGAGAAAGAAAAUCUUCUGCAUCUCCCCACAGAGAAUCAACAUGUGUGGCCAAAUCAACCUUGUUUGUUUUGACAAAACGGGGACGCUGACGGAAGACGGCCUUGAUCUCUGGGGAGCUGUUCCCGUGAUGGGAAACUGUUUCCAGAAGAUCCACAGCUUCACUUCUGGCAGCGCUCUGCCCUGGGGACCCCUCUGUGGAGCCAUGGCCAGCUGCCACUCCCUCAUCGUUCUGGACGGGACCAUCCAAGGAGACCCUCUGGAUGUCAAGAUGUUUGAAGGCACCAGCUGGGUCAUUGAAGAUUCCUGUGUGGAUUACAGCGAUUCUGGGAUUCCAGCUUCCAGCGUCAUCAUUAAGCCGGGCCCCGCAGCAAGCCAAACUCCAGCAAGAGCUAUCGCCAUUUUGCAUCAGUUUCCAUUCUCUUCUGGCCUGCAGAGGAUGUCGGUGAUUACCCAAGAGAUCGGCAAAGACCACUUUGAUGCAUAUAUGAAGGGAGCCCCAGAGAUGGUUGCCAGUUUCUGCAGGCCUGAAACAGUUCCCCCAAAUUUCAAGAAGGAGCUGAAGCUUUACACCAUGCAAGGUUUCCGGGUCAUUGCCCUUGCUCACAAACCUCUAAAGGCAGGGGGGCAUCUAGAGAUGGGCACUUAUUCCAGGGAGGAAGUCGAGUCCGAGUUAACGUUUCUAGGCCUUCUGAUCAUGGAAAACCGCUUGAAAAAAGAGACCAAGCCGGUCUUGAGAGAGCUGAGCAGCGCUAGGAUCCGCACAGUCAUGAUCACAGGGGACAACCUUCAGACGGCCAUUACAGUUGCAAAAAAUUCUGAAAUGAUUCCUCAAGGUAAUAAGGUGAUUCUUAUUGAGGCCAGUGAACCCGAAGGGUACUCACCUGCAUCUGUGACCUGGCAGCUGUUGGAGAACAAAGAGGAGGGGCACGGGAGUAAGGAGAUCCGCCUCCACGUCCAAGACGCCUCCUUGGCGGAGGCUGGCCAAGGGGACGAUUACCACUUUGCCAUGACUGGGAAAUCUUACCAAGUGAUCACUCAGCAUUUCAGCAACUUGCUUCCCAAAAUUCUGGUGAAUGGAGCCAUUUUUGCCAGGAUGUCUCCCGGGCAGAAAUCAAGCCUGGUGGAAGAAUUCCAGAAAUUAAAUUACUACGUCGCCAUGUGUGGUGAUGGAGCGAAUGAUUGUGGGGCUUUGAAAAUGGCUCAUGCUGGCAUCUCACUGUCUGAGCAGGAGGCAUCUGUGGCUUCCCCCUUCACCUCAAAAACAGCCAACAUAGAAUGUGUGCCCCACCUGAUCAGGGAAGGACGAGCUGCUUUGGUUUCUUCCUUUGGAGUGUUUAAAUACCUAACCAUGUAUGGAAUGAUUCAAUUAAUUGGCACAUCGCUGCUUUAUUGGCAAUUGCAGCUUUUUGGGAACUACCAGUACCUCAUGCAGGAUGUGGCGAUCACACUGAUGGUCUGUCUAACAAUGAGCUCCACUCAUGCGUACCCCAAGCUGGCUCCAUACCGACCUGCUGGACAGCUCAUCUCACCCCCCCUGCUGCUCUCUGUCUUUCUGAACACCUGUUUUUCCGGCAUUGCACAGAUCUGGGCUUUCUUCUUUGUCAAGCAGCAGCCUUGGUAUUGUGAGGUCCAUCGGUACAGCGGGUGCUACAUGGUCAACAGAAGCGAUCCCUUUUCCAAUGCUACUGGAGACAGUGACUUGAUGAUGGGGAAUGGGACUCUGACCUCAAAUCCCGUCCUGAGUUUUGAGAGUACCAGUCUGUGGCCCAUUACCACAUUCAACUGCAUCAUUGUGGCCUUCAUCUUCUCAAAGGGGAAGCCGUUCCGAAAGCCUGUCUACACCAACUAUUUAUUUUCCUUCCUACUGAUCUCUGCCCUUGGUGUGACUUUUUUCAUUAUAUUUGCUGACAUCCCAGUGAUAUACAAUGGAAUGGAGCUCAUCCCAACAAUCACAACAUGGAGGAUUUCAGUUCUUGCAGCAUCGUUCGUCCAGUUCUGUGUGGCAUUUUUUGUGGAGGUGAGCCCAGGAUCUGGGGGAGAAAACAAAUAUCGGAGAUAUAAGACUUUUCCCCCCCCAGCUUUCAACUAUGCUGUGUUCUAGUGGAAGGAGUUCCCUUAAGGUCUGCAUGGGUCCAGUGAAAUUUCAGGUUAAGGGAACAGAUGCUCCUCUUGAGAAUCUCAAGAGUAACUUUAAUUCAUUUAGUAAAAUUUUGUUAA
This is a messenger RNA of Sarcophilus harrisii (Tasmanian devil), 4188 nucleotides long. It is a transcript of the gene ATP13A5, whose product is annotated as ATPase 13A5. The record is from RefSeq and is a predicted model, not a curated record. Gene Ontology annotation, biological process: polyamine transmembrane transport; intracellular calcium ion homeostasis. NCBI's taxonomy places the organism in Eukaryota, Metazoa, Chordata, Mammalia, Dasyuromorphia, Dasyuridae. Gene Ontology annotation, molecular function: ATPase-coupled monoatomic cation transmembrane transporter activity; polyamine transmembrane transporter activity; P-type ion transporter activity. Gene Ontology annotation, cellular component: late endosome membrane. The transcript has 29 exons. Bases 587 to 4072 code for a protein of 1161 amino acids.